Molecule: messenger RNA, 1600 nt
Organism: Aspergillus japonicus CBS 114.51
Lineage: Eukaryota; Fungi; Ascomycota; Eurotiomycetes; Eurotiales; Aspergillaceae
Exons: 6
Coding region: 335-1600 (421 amino acids)
Source: RefSeq, a predicted model, not a curated record
CCUCGGCUCAAAAUCGCGGUCCGGUGCUAGUUUCUUAGGGUUCAGCCAACUGCCUUUUUUAUGCCGCCAAGACUAAUCCAUGCAUUGCCCAAGUACUUCGAGCCCAUGCCACAGUUCAGCCACGCUGCGUCCUGAAUUUCGAGCAGUUGAGGGAAACAGCCGACCUGACCAGGGGGGAGGUCGCAGGUUUCGACCUACCAUAAAUCGUACCGGCACUUUGCCCUGAAGUCGGUUCCCGCGAGGAUGCUUGCUCGCCUUCGUAGAAUCCACACCGGCGUGGCACCCUCCUCUUCAUCUACUCAUGCAUUCCUCCCCUUAAGGCUGUCAAAUUCUCAUGACCUAUACCAGCUUGCCUCCGGGCAUCUCCCCGCCGUUGGCGGAGAACAAUGCCCACAACCAUACCGGGCUGAUCAUCAUCUUCGCAAGCGUGUGUCUUUUCCUGGUCCUCAGCUCACUGGCGAUGCGCGUCUACGCAACAACGCAGAGGUCGAUGGCAUUGAGCGAUGACUAUCUUCUGGGGGUUGCAGUGGCAGUCGCCAUCACGCAAAUAAGUGUCGUUUUCUACCAAACGCAUCUGGGCUGGGGAAAGAGCUCCGAACUCCUCGAUCAAUCUAGCACAGAGCGAAUGGACAAGAGCGCAUACGCCUCCGACCUGCUCUACAUCAUCGUCCUCGGCCUCUCCAAAUGCUGCACCAGUCUUCUAUACCAACACCUAACCACUCACGCGGCACGCUGGAUCCCACGCAGCCUUCUAGGUUUGUCCAUCAUCUGGACCAUAUUAUCAGUCAUCCUCGUCGGGGUCCGCUGCAGCAGGACCCAACCAUGGAUCGACAUCAACGACAAAUGCUCCAGUCUACAACCCCACUGGACAGCAACAACCGCCCUGGACAUCCUCCUCGAAAUCCUCCUCUUCAUCUACCCCAUCAAACUAAUCUACAGCCUCCGACUCCGCCGAUCCCGCAAACUAACCGUGCUCGCCCUCCUCGGCAGCCGAGGAAUCCUCCUAAUUCCCCUAACAACAAUCCACUACCGCACCCUCCUCACCCAACUACACUCCGCGAACCCCACCCUCCAAGCCUCCAACCCAACCAUCUUCAAAGAACUUUACCUCGCCACCAGCAUCCUCCUCCUGACCCUCUCCUCGUUCAAGAUGUUGAUCGCCGUCUACGAGGACGACGACGGCCUCGCCUACUACACCAGUGACGGCGGCGGCGGCGCCCACAGCAGUAAAUCCCGGCACCAGAACACGACCUGGAAUACGCGGGACGGUGGUACGGGUGGUCCGGGUGGUGGGUCCCGCUCGUCGAGGCAUUACACCAAGCGAAAGUCCCGGGUUGGUCUGCCAGACGCUGGUCGGGCUUAUGAUGCCGAUGGUACGGGGGGUGGUAGUGGUGGCAGCGGUGGUGGUGGUGAUACCAUCGAGGAGGAGCCGAUCCUGGGGCGCUUUGCGCGAGGCGGGCAGCAGCAGCUGGGAAUGAUGGGGAUUCGGAAGGAUAUACAGAUUGAGGUGACGAAUGCUGCUUCGUGCUGUCGCUCUCUGGGAAGGCAUAGAACACUAGACUACGAAGCGGAGAUCGACGAUAUCAUUAUGAAGCUUUAG